Messenger RNA from Hibiscus syriacus, 1654 nucleotides. RefSeq names its product NAC domain-containing protein JA2-like. Gene Ontology annotation, biological process: regulation of DNA-templated transcription. The coding region runs from base 67 to 1437 and encodes 456 amino acids. The transcript has 7 exons. The record is from RefSeq and is a predicted model, not a curated record. NCBI's taxonomy places the organism in Eukaryota, Viridiplantae, Streptophyta, Magnoliopsida, Malvales, Malvaceae. Gene Ontology annotation, molecular function: DNA binding.
UUGUUUUUUCAUCUUUUUUUACUUCCAUCAGAUCACCAGCCUUCCUUCUUCUUUUUCGGUUUUGAAAUGAGGAACAAAAAGGGUUACCACAUCAUUCGGUCAAUAGCUAAUGAAGAACGGUUCAGCAAUUACUAUUGCUAUUACCUCUUCUGGGUUGCUGUCGGUUACUAUCUGUGGAAAAAAAUACUCAGCAUAACGGGGUACAGAUUCCACCCCACGGAUUUCGAGCUCCUCCAUUUCUAUCUUCACAACAAAAACCUCGGCCGUGAUUCUCUUGUCCAAGCUAUCGCUGAAGUUGAAGAUAUUUGCGGGUUAGAGCCGUGGCAAUUACCUGGACAUUCGAAUAUACACUCCGGCGAUCAGGUGUGGUAUUUCUUUUACAGGCCGAGUUUUAAGUACCAAAACAGUUCGAGAAUCAAUAGAACAACCAGCGAAGGUUACUGGAAACCGACGGGCAAACCUCGCAAAAUUAUGGCUAGGGACAUGGAGACCGAGAUUGGCAAGAAAAGGACGUUGGUUUUCUAUAAGGGGCGUGUUAGUGAUCAUGAAAAAAUCAAGACCGGUUGGAUCAUGCAUGAAUAUGAGCUCACUGCUACUGAUCUUCCUAACCAGACAACUUUUGUUCUCUGUAAAUUGAAGAGGAAAUUCGGGAAGGAUGAGGUUUCAUGCAUUGAAGAAUGUCAGUCGAGUCAUUAUUUGCCUCCUAACUUGGGGAAUUAUAUUGAAAAUAAUGCAAAUGAGGCAAAGGCUGCUAGAUGCCUCACGGACAGAGAAGACCCUAACAAGAUGUUAGAACAGGUGGAAGUUCUUGAUGAUCAUCAAGGGCUUGAACAUCAAUCUAUGGAGUUGUGGAAUUCAUAUCUUGUCAGCGGUUGUCCUAAUACCGGCUCUUUGCCUUUUGAUUUCAGAAACCUAGAUGCAGAAUAUGCAAUUCCAAUUCACCCAUCGGUUAACGAGAUACCAAUCGAACAAGAGGAACCUCAAAAUCAAUCUAGCACCAAUGAACAAGGCAGAAACUUAGGGAACGUAGUGCCUUCUAAUGAAAGAAGCAAUCAAUAUGAUAGAUCUACCAUGCCAUCUAAUUCCAGAACUGAUACUGCUGAAGAUUCAGUUCAGAUAGAUUUAUCAAAUUCGGUUGGACCAUCAAUGGAUGAAAUCUUCGGAAAACUAGAAGCACUUCCAGAAGUAAAUGGAUUUGUCCAGGGAAACAGUUGUGGCCAAAUGUUUGAUGAUUGGCCUUUAGAUUACAGGAUGUCCGAAGAUGGAAACACAUGGGAUGCUUUCGACAAUCAAACUAGCAUUAACGAAGAGCAAAAUCUAACAGGUAUAGAUAGUGAGCGUAGUUUGUGUUGUGCAGGCAUAUUGGAUUCACCUCAUGCAGUAAAUAUGUCCAGGAAAAGAUUACGCACUGAUUAUGAAGAUUUGGUUUGGACAUGAAUUCCCAGUAACACAGAAAGAACCCUCUCCCCCUCCCUUGUAAUAUUGGGGGUCUUUAGGAGGAGUUAAAGAAGAUUGUUAUUUGGAUUUCAACUAGUUUGUAAUUUCUGCUUGUGUAUGCUAUAACUUGUGUGCAUCUGAAUAUAUGUAAUUUGAUGUAGAUUCCAUAACGUCCUUGAUACGGGAUUUCAGAAUUAGAAUAUAUGUAAUUUGAAGU